CAGAAGGGCUAUGAGAAGAAGCGGUCCAAGUGAUCGGCGCGUACCUUCCACAACAACCAGGGAUGGACCCUUCAGCGGGUCAGGAGAAGAGAACCCCUGUCACACCAUCCUCAUCCUCCCGGUACCACCGCCGGCGGUCCUCGGGCACCCGGGACGAACGUUACAGAUCCGACGUGCACACGGAGGCGGUGCAGGCAGCCUUGGCCAAACACAAAGAGAGGAAGAUGGCGGUCCCCAUGCCGUCUAAACGCCGCUCGCUGGUGGUCCAGACCUCCAUGGACGCCUACACACCUCCAGACACCUCCUCAGGCUCAGAGGGCGAGGGCCCGGCAGACGGUGAAGAGGAGGAGGGGGAAGGUGAGGAGGGGGGCGGCGGCGGGACCUCCUCCAGCCGUGAGGGGAGCAUCAGCAUGGAGCACUGGAUCAGCCGCGCCAUCCACGGCACCUCCUCCACCACCACCACCACCUCCUCCACGGCCUCCUCGUCCUCCUCCUCCACACGGAGCGGUGGGGGCAGUGCGGCUGCCGCCGGCAGGCUGGCUGAUGUCCUGGCUCAGCACGCCCACAUCUCCACCCGGCAUCACCACCACCACCACCACCACCACCACCACAAGACAGAGAACCACUCUGCCCCUCCAGAUGUCACCGGCUUCACCCCCGACACCAAUGCUGACGGGAUCCAGGUGGAGAGGUCCCCGGGGCCCGGCACCGCAGCCCUAAGACAGACGCCCAAGUACGGCAAUGCAGAACUGAUGGAGACCGGAGAUGGUGUUCCUGUCAGUAGCAGGGUAUCAGCCAAAAUCCAGCAGCUGGUCAACACUUUGAAAAGACCUAAACGGCCUCCGUUAAGAGAGUUCUUUGUUGACGACUUUGAAGAACUUCUUGAAGUCCAGCAGCCGGACCCCAACUUGCCCAAGGCCGAGGGGGCCCAGAUGGUGGCCCUGCAGGGGGAGCAGCUGGGGGUGGUCACCAACUGGCCCCCGUCCCUGGAGGCGGCCCUGCAGCGCUGGGGCACCAUUUCCCCCAAAGCCCCCUGCCUCACCACCAUGGACACCAAUGGAAAACCACUUUAUGUGCUCACCUAUGGUAAACUGUGGUCCAGGAGUGUGAAGGUGGCCUACAACCUCCUCCAUAAAUUGGGAACGAAACAGGAGCCUCUGGUCAGACCCGGAGACCGGGUGGCGCUGGUCUAUCCCAACAAUGACCCGGCCGCCUUCAUGACUGCUUUCUACGGCUGCCUGCUGGCCGAGAUCAUCCCAGUCCCCAUAGAGGUCCCUCUGUCCAGGAAGGAUGCAGGCAGUCAGCAAAUUGGUUUUCUGCUGGGCAGCUGCGGUGUGACGGUCGCACUGACCAGUGAUGCCUGCCAUAAAGGACUGCCCAAGAGCCCCACUGGAGAGAUCCCCCAGUUCAAAGGAUGGCCCAAGGUGCUGUGGUUUGUCACAGAGUCAAAGCAUCUCUCUAAGCCCCCCCGCGACUGGUUCCCACAUAUCAAGGAUGCAAACCAAGACACCGCCUACAUCGAGUAUAAGACGUGUAAGGAUGGGAGUGUCUUGGGGGUAACGGUGAUGAGGAUAGCCAUGCUCACUCACUGCCAGGCCCUCACCCAGUCCUGCGCCUACAUAGAAGCUGAGACCAUAGUGAAUGUAUUAGACUUCAAGAAAGAUGUGGGACUGUGGCAUGGCAUUCUGACGAGUGUGAUGAACAUGAUGCAUGUCAUCAGUAUUCCCUACGCUCUCAUGAAGGUCAACCCUCUCUCCUGGAUCCAGAAAGUCUGUCAGUAUAAAGCCAAGGUGGCGUGUGUGAAGUCACGGGACAUGCAUUGGGCUCUGGUGGCCCACCGCGACCAGAGAGACAUCAACCUCAGCUCCCUGCGCAUGCUGGUGGUGGCCGACGGUUCGAAUCCCUGGUCUAUCUCGUCCUGUGAUGCGUUCUUAAACGUCUUUCAGAGUAAAGGGCUUAAGCCUGAGGUUAUCUGUCCCUGUGCCAGUUCCCCAGAGGCUCUGACUGUGGCUAUCAGGAGGCUGACAGAGGAGAGUGGCACGCCCCCUGGCCGCGGGGUGUUGUCCAUGCAGGGCCUGAGCCACGGGGUGAUCAGGGUGGACUCGGAGGAGAAGCUGUCCGUCCUCACCCUGCAGGACGUGGGCACCGUGAUGCCUGGAGCUGUGAUGUGUGUGGUCAGACCGGACGGCGUCCCUCAGCUGUGUAAAACCGAUGAGAUCGGCGAAGUGUGCAUCUGUUCUGUCGCCACUGGAACUUCCUACUAUGGUCUGACGGGCAUGACCAAGAACACCUUCGAGGUCUUCCCCAUGUCCAACGGUGGAGCGCCCAUCAGCGAGUUCCCCUUCACGAGGACCGGCCUGCUGGGCUUCAUCGGCCCCGGCGGGCUGGCCUUCGUAGCAGGGAAGAUGGACGGCCUGAUGGUGGUGGGCGGACGCAGGCACAACGCAGACGACAUCGUAGCCACCGCCCUGGCUGUGGAGCCCAUGAAGUUUGUCUACAGGGGCAGGAUAGCGGUGUUCUCCAUCACGGUGCUCCAUGAUGAGAGGAUUGUUGUGGUAGCGGAACAGAGGCCAGACUCCACCGAGGAGGACAGCUUCCAGUGGAUGAGCCGUGUGCUGCAGGCCAUUGACGGAAUCCACCAGGUAGGGGUGUAUUGCCUGGCUCUGGUGCCCUCCAACACCCUCCCCAAGACCCCGCUGGGUGGAAUCCACCUGUCAGAGACGAAGCAGCUCUUCCUGGAGGGAGCGCUCCACCCCUGUAACGUCCUCAUGUGUCCCCACACCUGUGUCACCAACCUGCCCAAGCCCCGCCAGAAACAGCCAGAGAUCGGGCCGGCCUCCGUCAUGGUGGGGAACCUGGUGUCGGGGAAGAGGAUCGCCCAGGCCAGCGGCAGGGACCUGGGACAGAUCGAAGACAAUGACCAGGCAAGGAAGUUCCUCUUCCUGUCGGAGGUGUUACAGUGGAGAGCUCAGACCAGCCCGGACCAUGUGCUCUACACACUGCUCAACUCUCGGGGUGCCAUCGCCAGCUCUCUGACGUGCGUUCAGCUUCAUAAGCGGGCAGAGAAGAUCGCCGCCAUGCUGGCGGAACGAGGACACCUGCAGGACGGAGACCAUGUUGCACUGGUCUACCCGCCGGGUAUCGACCUGAUUGCGGCGUUCUAUGGCUGUCUGUACGCCGGCUGUGUGCCCAUCACAGUGCGACCGCCCCACCCCCAAAACAUCGCCACCACGCUGCCCACCGUCAAAAUGAUCGUGGAGGUGAGCCGGUCCGCCUGUGUGAUGACCACCCAACUCAUCUGUAAGCUGCUCAGAUCCAAAGAAGCUUCAGCCGCCGUGGAUAUUCGGUCCUGGCCCCCUGUCCUGGACACAGAUGACUUGCCAAAGAAGAAGCCUCCUGUGCUGCAUAAACCGUCCAACCCCGACAACCUGGCGUAUCUGGACUUCAGUGUGUCUACUACCGGCAUGCUCGCUGGAGUCAAGAUGUCUCACACAUCCACCAGUGCCUUCUGCCGUUCAAUCAAACUGCAGUGUGAACUUUACCCGUCCAGAGAGGUCGCCAUCUGCCUCGACCCCUACUGUGGCCUGGGCUUUGUCCUCUGGUGCCUUUGCAGCGUGUACUCAGGUCACCAGUCCAUCCUGAUCCCCCCCUCAGAACUGGAGGUAAACCCCGCCCUCUGGCUGCUGUCCGUCAGUCAGUACAAGGUCCGCGACACCUUCUGCUCCUACAGCGUCAUGGAGCUCUGCACCAAAGGCCUGGGGCUGCAGACUGACUCCUUGAAGUCGCGGGGUUUGGACCUGUCCCGGGUCAGGACGUGUGUGGUUGUGGCGGAGGAGCGUCCCCGGAUUGCGCUGACUCAGUCCUUCUCCAAACUGUUUAAGGACCUGGGCCUCCACCCGCGAGCCGUCAGCACCUCCUUUGGCUGCAGAGUCAACCUGGCCAUCUGCCUGCAGGGCACCUCGGGACCCGACCCUACCACUGUGUUUGUUGAUAUGAGGGCGCUUCGGCACGACAGGGUCAGACUGGUGGAGCGAGGUUCACCACACAGUCUUCCGCUGAUGGAGUCUGGAAAGAUUCUGCCUGGGGUCCGAAUCAUCAUCGCCAACCCGGAGACCAAGGGCCCGAUGGGGGAGUCGCAUUUAGGAGAGAUCUGGGUCCACAGCGGUCACAACGCCAGCGGUUACUUCACCGUCUACGGUGACGAAGGUCUGCAGUCAGACCACUUCAGCUCCCGCCUCAGCUUUGGCGACACGCAGACGGUGUGGGCUCGGACCGGGUACCUGGGCUUCCUCCGCAGAACCGAGCUCACCGAUGCCAGUGGUGAGCGACACGACGCCCUGUAUGUGGUUGGUGCUCUGGAUGAAGCCAUGGAGCUGCGGGGGAUGAGGUAUCACCCCAUCGACAUCGAGACGUCAGUCAUCAGGACACACAAGAGCAUCACAGAAUGCGCCGUCUUCACCUGGACUAACCUGCUGGUGGUGGUGGUGGAGCUGGACGGUUCGGAGCAGGAGGCAUUGGAUCUGGUUCCUCUGGUCACCAACGUGGUUCUGGAGGAGCACUACCUCAUCGUGGGGGUGGUGGUGGUGGUGGACGUCAGCGUCAUCCCCAUCAACUCCCGCGGCGAGAAGCAGCGCAUGCACCUCCGCGACGGCUUUCUGGCCGACCAGCUGGACCCCAUCUACGUGGCCUACAACAUGUAGCGCCUCCUACCGGGGGGGGGGGGGGAUAUCAG
Messenger RNA from Lampris incognitus (smalleye Pacific opah), 4732 nucleotides. RefSeq names its product disco-interacting protein 2 homolog C. The record is from RefSeq and is a predicted model, not a curated record. The transcript has 36 exons. Lineage: Eukaryota; Metazoa; Chordata; Actinopteri; Lampriformes; Lampridae. Bases 63 to 4700 code for a protein of 1545 amino acids.